Liolophura sinensis is the source of this 2610-nucleotide messenger RNA. Its product is annotated as sequestosome-1-like. The coding region runs from base 211 to 1776 and encodes 521 amino acids. The transcript is spliced from 7 exons. Gene Ontology annotation, biological process: aggrephagy; endosome organization; mitophagy. The record is from RefSeq and is a predicted model, not a curated record. Gene Ontology annotation, molecular function: K63-linked polyubiquitin modification-dependent protein binding; protein kinase C binding; zinc ion binding. NCBI's taxonomy places the organism in Eukaryota, Metazoa, Mollusca, Polyplacophora, Chitonida, Chitonidae. Gene Ontology annotation, cellular component: amphisome; aggresome.
CUGCGAAAUUGAGCGCCGACUUUACUCGCACCUGUCUUCUAGACUGUUCCAUUGCACAACGUUUAUACUGCGUAUAUGCUGUGGGUAUAAAAGAGGUGUCUGCGCUACAGAAGAGCAGAUUUUCGACUGACAGCCACAACUUGUGCGUGUAUUGAGGACAGGAGGAAACCUUCAGAGAUUUAUAAUUUUGACCUGUAAUUGAGCUUCAAAAUGUCACUAACAGUGAAGGCAUACCUUGAGAAAAGUGGACAGGAGCCUGAAAUUCGGCGAUUUCCUAUCCCGGCUGAUGUAUCGAGCAGCUAUGACUACCUAAACAGAAAGAUUGCAGAUGUUUUCCAAAACCUCUCAGCUGGAAAUUUCGCUCUGUUUUGGAGAGAUGAUGAGAAUGAUUUGGUGAGAUUUUCAAGUGAUGAUGAGCUUAUGUCUGCGCUGAGCUUCAGACAGGGGGAUGUUUUCAAAGUGUUUGUCCACAUUGUUGGAGAGGAGGGCAGUGAAGGUGGUGAGCAAGGUAGUGGUCAGGUUCACCCAAACAUCACCUGUGAUGGGUGCGAGGGUCGUGUGAUUGGCAUCCGCUACAAGUGUUACGUCUGCCCAGAUUAUGACCUGUGCAGCACCUGCGAGGCUGCUGGCACACACAGCAUGCAUGAGAUGCUUAAAAUCCCAGCCCCAAAGGACACCUGGAUGGGGUUCAUACCGCCCCCACCCCACUUCAGACGGUGGAUGGGACGUUUCAUGAAGCGCUGGCACAACCAGCACCCACAAGCUGCGGCUGGCUGCCCCACUGGAGCCCCUGAGGAGAAGCCGUCUGAGACUGAGGGCAAGCCCGAGAAGCCUAACCCGGAAACAGCCAGCGCAGAAGGCGAGGAGGAAGAUGUGGCAGCUCAGUAUCUUCAGGAUGUCGGAGAAUCUGUGGCGGCCAUGCUGGAUCCAUUGGGCAUAGACGUUGCUGUGGAUGUUGAGACAGGUGGGAGACGCACUAGAAUGAAGGGAGAGCAUGGGAGAGGUCGCAGGGGUCAUGGACCGUGGGGUCGUGGGCCAUGGGGCCAUGGACCGUGGGGUCAUGGACCAUGGGGUCCACCACCACCUUAUGGACCUGGCCCACAUGGCUGUCCAGCAGGUCCCUUUGAGUUUGGGCCAGGUGUGUUUGGAGGCUGUGGCAGGAAAGCAGGCAUGGGUGGACAGUGUAAGAAGGGAGGCGCUGGCAAAGGCUGUGGCAAGAAGAAUCAAAAGGAGGCAACUGCCCCAAAGGCCACACCAAACCAAGAAAAAGAGGCAACACCUACUGCCUCACCCCAGGAGACAGAAUCCAUGGAAACACAAUCUGCCCCUGUCACCAAUCUGAUGGACUUCAUUGUGCGCACAGCAUCAAAUGAAGAUCAGGUAAAAUCAUGUUUUCCAUUGUGUGGAGCAUGUACUGGUAUAUAUUUAUCUAUAAUAAAAUGGAAAUUUUUGUGUAUCUUCCAGGCUUCAGCUCCCAAAGAGAGUUCCCCAGACAGUGAAUGGACAGUUGUCACCCCUAGUAUGUCUCUGAGCCCACCAAAUGUGACUGACAGCACCCCAGCGGAGACACAGAGCCAGGAGCCAGUCCUGCCCACACCAAUGCCUUCAGACCCGAAGAUUGACCAGGCUCUUCAGCAGAUGAUGGAGAUGGGGUUCUCUAAUGAGGGAGGAUGGCUGACUCGCCUGGUGGAGAUGAAGAACGGUGACAUCUCUCAAUGUCUGGACGCUAUCAAACCGCUCAGAGUGGUGGAAAGCACCGGGGAACGUCGCGCCUAGGCUAUACCCAGCCCACACACCCAGCCAGACUAGCAAUCUUACAUUAUCUUAAAAUUAUCAGUAGAUAAUUAAGUGCACCUAAUAUUAACCAGUAGUACUUCAAUACAAGUAUGGUAACAAUAUUUGUGGUUUUUCAGGUUUCGUGCUUCUUACUCUCUCCCAUGUGUCAUACAAGUACCUUAAUAAUAUAGUACACCUAUGUGUAUGUGCAUUUCAGCUUUGUAGUACAAAUGUGGAAACUUUGUGUACAAUACGUAUUAUGUUGGUGGUCUAAAUUUUUACAAUUAUACUGUUGUGUAACCAUUUUGAUGUUGAAAACUCUAUUAACAGUUUAUACCUUGCACAGAACACGGUUGCCUCAGUGGAUAAAACAGUAUACGUAGAGGUUGACUAUUUAUAAACUUUGACUUGUGUACCUUGGUGAUGGUUAGAAGCUGUGCUGUAAAGCAUUUCAUAUAUUCAGUCUGGUGGGAACUUUGUGGGGUUAUAUUUACUCAUGGUUGACACUCUGACCAGUCCCAAUAAAAUUUUGGAAAACAAACUUGUUACCUUGUUGUGGUUUUCUUUAACUGUAGAAAGCUGCUAAAAAUUUUUUUUUUUACUGUCAGCAUAUUAACGUAAUGUAAAGGCUGUAAUACAACAAGAUUUAUGCAUAUUUUCAAGAGCGUUUUAACAUGUUUGUGUUCUUUGCCACAAGAGCUCUUUCUGUAUAGUUGUACUUGUAAAACAGUGGAGGUAGUUCACAUUGCAAGCAUUGGUAUUUAACAAUGGAGAAUGAAGAUUGGAACCAGCUUGCAAAGGCGGGGCAAGAUUACACCACUCUGAAAUUACAUU